This is a messenger RNA of Trypanosoma cruzi, 885 nucleotides long. Its product is annotated as NAD+ synthase, putative. The record is from RefSeq and is a predicted model, not a curated record. The coding region runs from base 1 to 885 and encodes 294 amino acids. Gene Ontology annotation, cellular component: cytoplasm. Gene Ontology annotation, molecular function: glutaminase activity; NAD+ synthase (glutamine-hydrolyzing) activity. The transcript has a single exon. Lineage: Eukaryota; Euglenozoa; Kinetoplastea; Trypanosomatida; Trypanosomatidae. Gene Ontology annotation, biological process: NAD+ biosynthetic process.
AUGAGUCCCGUUAUUGCGCUUCACGAGGACCUUCAGAAAAGACUUGAGGAAUACCGCAGUACGCGUGGAUUCAGCCCCGUCAAAUGGAUUGAGCACAAGUGUGCCGCACUGAACGAGUACAUGGCUUCCCAUGGGCUUAAGGUGUGUGUUACAAGUGUUUCUGGUGGAAUUGACUCUGCAGUGGUGCUGGCACUUUGUUCAAGAGCGAUGCGGAUGCCUAACAGUCCUAUUGUGAGGAAUGUUGGCAUAUGUCAGCCAAUCUGCAGCAGCGCGUGGGCCCUUGCGCGAGGGCGGGAGAACAUUCAGUCUUGUGGCGCACUGGAAGUCAUUGUCGACCAGACAGAGCUUCACAAACAGUUGUCAAGGAUUGUUGAGACGGCGGUGGGGAUAGACGGUCAGAACUUUGCCAGAGGACAGUUACGAAGUUACAUGCGCACUCCAGUGGCGUACUACGUGGCGCAGCUGUAUAGCCAAGAAGGGAAUGCGGCCAUUGUCAUGGGUACAGGGAAUAUGGACGAGGAUGGCUACUUGGCUUACUUUUGCAAAGCAGGCGACGGUGUUGUCGAUGUGCAGCUUAUCUCUGACCUACACAAGAGUGAGGUGUUUUUGGUGGCACAGGAGCUCGGUGUGCCGGCGAACACUUUACAGGCUUCUCCCUCCGCCGACCUGUGGGAGGGUCAGACGGACGAGGAAGAACUUGGAUUCCCAUACGAUUUUGUGGAGCUCUACACGGGGUGGUGCCUGCAGUUGAGUGAUGAAGAGCGACAGUCAUUUCUGCACUCGCUCUCUUCAGAUGCUCGUCAACAGUACGAGAAAUAUAAGGAUGCAUGUGAGAAUACACAUCGUCGCAACGCACAUAAACUCCGGGGCCCCAUCAACUUGUAA